Molecule: messenger RNA, 1896 nt
Organism: Geodia barretti
Lineage: Eukaryota; Metazoa; Porifera; Demospongiae; Tetractinellida; Geodiidae
Source: the annotation of a GenBank genome assembly
AUGGUGAUUUGGUGGGUAGUUGUUGCCGGACUCGUCGUCCUCGGCAUUUACCAACUAUUCAAUCGCAGAGAUCCAGUUUAUCAGCUCGCGACCUCUGAUUUUCACCAAUACAUAACGCGCGGUUCAUCCCUGUUUGAAGGAUAUCUGGUCUUAGAUGAAGAAUGGGUUGAAGGACAGUUCAAUCAAAACAUACUCAAUGAAAUCCGCACCGAAAUUCUGCGGAGCGUGGAUCCUGAAGCGCAAGAAACCCAUCUUCCGCCAAGAUGGCAAGGCGAAUUUAGAGCAAGCCGCGAUACGAUCGAUGAUUAUGACAUCCAAGCGAAACUUGACGAGUUUGGCAUUCACUAUAACGUCAAGCCACCAUCUAAAUUCCCGCAAGGUUUGCUUAUUUUUGGGACAACGGUUGUACCGCUGCUUAUUUUCUUAGGUUUGAUGAUUUUCCUGUCGCGUCAGAUGCAAGGCAGCGGGAAUCGAGCCCUAUCUUUUGGCAAAAGCCGUGCCAAACUCCACUCCGAAAACCAAACGAAAGUGACAUUUGAAGAUGUCGCUGGGGUCGAUGAAGCGAAAGAAGCACUUGAAGAAGUCAUCGAAUUUCUGAAGGCACCCAAAAAAUUUGAACGACUCGGGGGUAAAAUUCCUAAAGGGGUCCUCCUCAUGGGACCGCCCGGUACCGGAAAGACAAUGCUUGCCCAAGCUGUUGCGGGUGAAGCAGACGUGCCGUUCUAUAGCAUUAGCGGUUCCGAUUUCGUCGAAAUGUUCGUGGGUGUAGGCGCAUCCCGUGUCAGGGACCUGUUCGAAACUGGAAAGAAGAACGCACCCUGUAUUAUUUUUAUUGAUGAAUUAGAUGCUGUUGGUAGACACCGUGGCGCGGGUAUCGGGGGUGGACACGAUGAACGUGAACAAACCUUAAACCAACUUCUCGUUGAGAUGCAGGGGUUUGAAGCAUCUGAAGGCGUAAUACUCAUUGCGGCAACGAACCGGCCUGACGUUUUAGAUCCAGCACUCCUUCGUCCGGGCAGAUUUGACCGGCAGAUAGUUGUCGAUCUUCCCGAUGUACGCGGCAGGGAAGCAAUACUUAAUGUCCAUACAAAACACCCUUAUAAAAUCGCUGAAAACGUCAAAUUGGGAAUCUUAGCAAAGGCAACACCAGGCUUCUCCGGUGCAGACCUUGAGAAUAUGGCAAACGAAGCAGCACUAUUUGCCGCAAGGUGUGACAAAGACGAAAUUGACAUGAUGUGCUUUGACGAAGCGAAAGACCGCGUGCUUAUGGGUCCUGAACGGCGCAGCCUUGUCAUAAGCGAUGAAGAAAGGCGAGUUACGGCUUAUCACGAAGCUGGACACGCACUCAUGUUACACUUUGUACCAGAAAGUGAUCCAAACUACAAGUGUACUAUUGUUCCACGCGGUAGAGCUCUCGGUGUGACAGCUAAGCUCCCUCUUGAAGAGCGACAUAAUAUGAGCAAAAACCAUCUACUCGCCCAUAUCAUUUUUGCACUUGGAGGCAGAGUUGCUGAAGAGAUUAUAUUUGGAGAACAGACGACCGGUGCACAAAACGAUUUUGAGCAAGCGACGAGCCUCGCACGCCGAAUGGUUACACAGUGGGGUAUGAGCCACAUGGGACCUCUCACUUACGGUAAACGCGAUGAACAGGUCUUCCUCGGUAAAGAAUUGAGUAACCAUCAGGAUUAUAGUGAAAAAACUGCCGUUGAAAUCGACAAGGCGGUCCAUGAUAUUGUAACAGAGUGCUAUAAUAAGGCACGAGAAAUCUUGGAAACGAAUCUUGAGGGAUUAAAGUUGCUUGCGGAUGCAUUAUUAGAACGGGAAACGCUUGUUACCGAAGAUAUUGAUGAGAUUCUCGGACCCCGGCCACAACUGCCCGUAAAACCUAUCGUAUGA